Magnolia sinica is the source of this 405-nucleotide messenger RNA. RefSeq names its product secreted RxLR effector protein 161-like. The record is from RefSeq and is a predicted model, not a curated record. The transcript has a single exon. Lineage: Eukaryota; Viridiplantae; Streptophyta; Magnoliopsida; Magnoliales; Magnoliaceae. The coding region runs from base 1 to 405 and encodes 134 amino acids.
AUGGACAAGAUGAAAGAUAUUCUAUAUGCAUCAGCAGUAGGGAGCAUCAUGUAUGCUCAGGUCUGUACGCGUCCAGAUAUUGCUUUUGUGAUUGGAAUGUUGGGUAGGUACCUUAGCAAUCCAGGGAUGAACCAUUGGAUAGCUGUUAACAAAGUAUUGCGCUACUUACAAAGGACAAAGGACUUCGCACUCACGUAUAGGAGAUCCGACCAUUUGGAGCUGGUUGGAUAUACAGAUGCAGAUUUUGCGGGCUGUGUCGACAGUAAGAAAUCUACCUCGAGCUAUGUAUUCAUGAUGGGUAGUGGAGCCGUAUCAUGGAAGAGCGUAAAACAGUCGAUUCCAGCAUCUUCUACCAUGGAAGCAGAGUAUGUAGCUUGUCAUGAAGCCACGAGUCAGGCGAUUUGA